GCAAAAUAUUUGAAAUAGUACACAGCAGAAGUCAAAAUAUGAAGAUUUUAUAUUUUUUUCUGAUGAUGUGGACAUUUUAUCUUGGUACAGAUGGACGGAUGCAAGAAGAUUAUGAUGUCAGACCUAUUGACAAGACAAACACAAAGGCAUGGUCAGACGAAGGUGUAGUCAAAGCGAUUGGGGAGGUGAGGCGUAUUGGCAAUUCCAAAAUUGUGUCUGUAACGUGUCGUCUAGACCCCGAAAAAUUUAAGAAUGUGCACUAUAUCAUGUGGUGGGUCAUGUGGUGGCGACCCAAAGCCGCUAAAACUUACGGUCUCAUUGCAGGUUCAUACUUGAACGAUAUGCCUGUUAUGGGUAGAGAUAACAUUAGAUGGGAGAAAAGGAACAAUCUUGUGACCAAUCUGAAACCUCAUUUAGUAUGUGCUGUCGAAAACAUGAACUCGGAGAUGCACAUGUUACAAAACAACAGGGAAGAUUACCUGCGCAUGUACUUUAUCAUGGACAAGUGCGACCCCCCGGGGGUGUUCCGCUGUGAGGCGUUGGUCAGGGCGUAUAACAAUAGAUACGGAGAAGUGCCUAUUCGUAGAGAAUUCGAUGCCGAAACGACUAAGGAAGGAAAAGUGGAAUCAACGUGUAAAAAGAAUCAAUUUAAGGACCUCGCUCGAAACUUCAUGGAGAUCUAUGACUCUUUACCCGGAUUUUACAUGGAUUCAAUGAAUCUUGCUUUUCUCAUGCCAGUUGAGGAAAAGGGAGACCCGAAGAAGUGGCGAAGCGAGGGUGGAUACACAAAAAUGCACGCUAACUUCAUCGAGGAUAAAGAAAAGAACAUGAAAUAUAUGGAGUUAACAUGUAAAGUUAAUAUCAGGAAAAUAAAAAAAACUGUCAACUCUGUUGAAGCAUUUUACAUUUUUUACCAGCCCGACGAAGAGUGGCCCAAUGCACGGAUACUGCUCGCCGGACUGGUGAGAAGUAAGGGAAUGUGGGCGGAUCCCUACAGAGUCCGGAUGUUUCCGGAGCUGCGCAUGUUGCUGGAUAAACACAAAGGCAUGGCCUGGAGGGGGAAUUCAGGCGAGGGAAAAAAGGCAACAUUUACAAUAGUUGUACCAUUGAAGUUAUGCCAAACUCUAAAGGGAGCAUUCCAGUGUCAGGCGGCGGUGGAAGCCCCGAAUUUGUCUAAAAAGAAAAUAACGAUGGUCAGAGGAUGGCUAAAAUUAGGAGACACCCCAUUAUCAACUGGCAGCAGCAAGAAAUGCAGACUAGAGAAACUUAAAGGUAACCGUACCAGAACAAGUGGGGGCCGUGCCGUCAUACGGUUAGUGAACAAGAAAGAGAUGGAGGGGUUCUUCGGGGAUCGAGCCAUCAUUGGCGGCAUUUGUGGCAUCAUUGUGUUGGGGGUGGCAGGAUGUGUGGGUUACAAGCUGUGUCGUAAGAAGACUCAAGGUUCCGAGAAGGCAAAAGGAGGGGGCGGACAAGGAGUAAAACCACCUACUGCCAAAGGGCCAGGAAUGGGGCGGGGACGGGGACGGGGACAGAGUAGAGGAAAGUGAUAAAACAACUUGCGUGAUAUCUUGUCUUUCAAAGUCAAGGCCAUUCCAAAGACAACUCCUGUUCGUCUUGAUUUAAUUGAUUGUUUAAUGACUGUAUACACCGACAUUUUAAAAGUAAACUAGCCUUCAGUUUGAAUGUAAAGAAUUGAAAAUAUAUGAACACAACUCUAUGAUGUUAGAUAUUGUUGGUUUUUGUUAAUGAUUAAUUUUACUGGUUUUCAAGAACUUUUCGUCCCAUAAUUAUGAGAGUACAAUUACUGAUAUGACAAAGACAUUUUAUUGGUUAUUCAUAACCCUCUUGACCAAGAACAUAAUAAUUAUGUAACAUUGCUGUAUCAUGCCAAUACAUACAGGAACACAACAAACCUCACAGGUCACAGACCUCAUGCUCGAACGACCUCUGAUCAUUCAGUUCUUUUUAUAAGCAUUUUUUUUAAAAACGUUUUGAUAUGGCUUAUUUGAUCAUCGUCGAUAAAUAACAAUCUUAUUCAAUCAAAGCUUUUAACUUAAGAAGUCUUACAGUUCGAUCAUUCUCUAUUGAUUAACAAAUCAUUUGUUUUUUAAACGUACAAGUAUUUUAUCUCCAUGCACCGUGUGUAAUUUAUAUGUUACACAAAUUAAACUUCCACAUAUCAACAUGAUUUAGUUAUUAUUUCGAGAUAUUAAGAGUUAAGGUUUAGUAAAUGAUCCCAGCUUGUCUUUUUGGUGCUAGAACCUUUAUGGCGUCAUAAUUGAUUUGAUUAAUCUUUUCCCGUAUUUUACGGCUUAAAAGAUAAAAGAAUUUUGACAUUCUAUAUUUAAUCACGGGAAAAGUAAUCCCGGUACCUAUAUUUUAUUUGACAUCAUUUAAAAGAAGAGGUCAAGAUCUCGUUGAAUGCCUUUUUUUUGAAAGACUGUAGGCAUUUUAGAUAUAUUUCAUUAGUCAAAAAUGGACAAAACUCCGAGAUUUGUUACUUUUAUCCUUCAUAUUUCAUAGAAAAUGGUUGUUUAAAACAUGAUUUUUUUAUGGUGUUUACCUAAAAUUUAAGCCCUGGUACACCCUAUGAAACAAAGAUAUUGUAAUGAAGCAUCAUUAAAAGAAUGUAUAUCUUGAAUUUCAUAAACCUGUAGGCAUCUUUCAUUUACUAGAUCUUAAUAUAUGUAUUGUUUAAAAUAGAUAUCGUAUAUUAUAUGUCA
Magallana angulata is the source of this 2723-nucleotide messenger RNA. RefSeq lists its product as uncharacterized. The coding region runs from base 39 to 1547 and encodes 502 amino acids. The transcript is spliced from 15 exons. NCBI's taxonomy places the organism in Eukaryota, Metazoa, Mollusca, Bivalvia, Ostreida, Ostreidae. The record is from RefSeq and is a predicted model, not a curated record.